Molecule: messenger RNA, 4813 nt
Organism: Patella vulgata (common limpet)
Lineage: Eukaryota; Metazoa; Mollusca; Gastropoda; Patellidae
Product: ubiquitin carboxyl-terminal hydrolase 32
Exons: 34
Coding region: 81-4616 (1511 amino acids)
Biological process (GO): protein deubiquitination
Cellular component (GO): Golgi apparatus
Molecular function (GO): cysteine-type deubiquitinase activity; calcium ion binding
Source: RefSeq, a predicted model, not a curated record
CGACCGAAGAAGAUGUUGACGGCUAGUGCGUUUACAAAAAUGAUGUUUCGGGCGUAAUUGUACAUUGGAUAUAUAUAAAAAUGGGUGGAAAAGACUCUAAACUUGCAUUCAUCACAUUUGAUGAUGCGGUAAAGCGAGUAUCAGAAAAUGAGGGUAAAAGGUUAAAAGAAGCCUUUAAAAGGGCUUCCACUUUGAGUGGCUGGAUGACAGAAAAUCUGUUUGUUAGAGAAGUUUUAUGGGAUGGAGUUCCAGCCAAAAUGGCACAGCUUAUAUUUAAAGGAUUUGGAGGCUCAUCAAAAGGUUUAAGUUUUAAAGAUCUACUGUGUGGAUUAGUUGUUUUAACAAGAGGAACAAGAGAAGAAAAAAUGAAAUUAAUAUUUGGAAUAUAUGCUGAUGAUAGUUAUAGUUUUGUACAAAAAGAUGAAACAGAUCGUAGAAUACUGGAAACAGAAGGGCAAAUUUCAACAGCAGUGUCUGAUUUGUUUAGAGAGUGUGAUCAAGUGAACUAUGAUCAGUUCUGUUCCUGGUUAAGAAGCCAUCCUGAUGCUACAGUAAUAACCAAAUGGUUAUUGAUGGAACCUAGUGCUAUAUCUUUAUCUAAUGACAUGGACACGCCCACAUUCUAUCAAACUUUAGCUGGUGUAACACAUUUGGAAGAGACAGAUAUCAGUGAAUUAGAAAAAAGAUACUGGACGUUGAAAGCCCAAUCACGUUCUGGACGAUUUGAUUUAGAAACUUUCAGGAGUUUUGUUAUUCCACCUUUGCCUGAAAAAAUAUGUGAAGGAUUAUUUUUAGCAUUUGAUGAAAAUCGAGAUAAUCAUAUAGAUUUUAAAGAGAUGGCUUGUGGGAUCUCUGCUUGUUGUCGUGGUCCUUCUACAGAGAGACAGAAAUUUUGUUUUAAAGUAUUUGAUACAGAUCAUGAUGGUAAACUGAGUAAAGAUGAUGUAAGAUUAAUGUUAGAAGCUCUAGAGAAAGUCAAAAAGGAAUAUAAAUCACAGGCUGCCUUGGAUGCAGAAGAUUUUCCACCAUUAGACCCUGAUACUGUUACUAGAGAAAUUAUGUCUUGUCAUGAUAAUGAUAAGGAUGGUUAUAUAACAAUGGAAGAAUAUUUAGUAUGGAGUGUUAAUAAUACUUUAACAGAUGAUUUUCUGGGUUUAUUAAGUCAGAUAUCUCAUAUUGUAUUGGGUUUAAAACCACAGACAAAAGAAGAAGAAGGAAAAAUUGUUCAAAGCUGGUUAGAACGUGAAUCCCAGAAGCCAUUAAAGAUUGGUCAGAUUUGGUACCUUAUCAGCAUGCAAUGGUGGAAUACUUGGUUAGAAUAUGUCAAUAGUGAUCUUAUACAUGCAUGUGAGUACCCAAUCGCUGAAGGAAAUGUGACACCAAAGCAUAAAAUAGUCAAAGGUCGACCGUCUACUGGACUUCUGGCGUGGGAAGAUGAUUCUGUAAUAAUGAUAAAUGCUUCUAAAAUGUCUGGAUCUGGAGAUCGUGAAUUACCAUUAGUUAACAGUCUUUCAAAUAUAAAUACCACCAAUGGAUCAUACAACAGUUUACCAAGAAUGGGUUCAGCCAAUAGAAGUCCUAGAAAAAACAGCUUAAAUCCAAUAGAUAAUACCUCCGUAAACAGAAGUCCAAGUCCAUCUCCUAAAACCAGACGAAAAAAUAUGGUGUCUUUUGGUCCACCUCAAAGACCAACUGCUAUUGAUAAUAAUUCAUUAAUCAUCAAUUCAACUCAUAAUAAGGUGAUGACAUUAACUAAUGAAGGUGGUAGAUUAAAGAGAGAUACUGUAUUAGUUAGAGGAAAAGAUUUUGAACUUGUACCAGAACCAAUUUGGAGGGCUUUAUCUAGUUGGUAUGGAGGGGCACCAGCUUUACCUAGAACUGUGAUAUCAAAUGGCUGUGAUUCUCAGCCUGAGUUAGAAUUAUAUCCAAUCUCUGUGAGAUUAUUACGACAUCAGGUACCGAGUCAAAGACCUCCCCCACCUACAACAUUUACCGGUAUGAUGGCAGGUAUUGGUGGAAUGGCUUGGAAUUUUGCAGCUAAUCCAAGCGCUCCAAGGAGAUAUUUAGCUUACACAGCAGCAUUCAGUCGGAAACAUACGUUAUUACAAAUUUAUGAAUUUCUAUGUACUAAAUUACGAUUUACUAGAGAAGAUAUACGACUGUGGAAAGUCAGUCAAAAAGAUGAGCAAAACAUGACAUUAUUAGAAGAUGAUAAUAUGACUGUAGAAGAAGCAACUAUUGAGGAAAACCAACAAAUAUUAAUAGAAGUGAGAAAUAAAGAUUUAACAUGGCCUGAAGAAAUGUCUCAACUAGCUAAAAAUAGAUCUCUAAAAAAAGACGAUGUGCCAACUGAAAGAGGAGCUACAGGAUUAAAUAAUCUUGGUAAUACAUGUUUUAUGAAUGCUGCUGUACAAUGUGUAUCUAAUACAUGGCCCUUAACACAGUAUUUUAAUACAGCUCUACAUCUGUUUGAAUUAAACAGGAACAAUCCUAUUGGUAUGAAAGGUCACAUAGCUCAGAGAUAUGGUGAUUUAGUUAAAGAUAUAUGGAGUGGUACAUCACGUACUAUAGCUCCUCUUAAACUCAGGUGGACGAUAGGAAAAUAUGCUCCUCGUUUUAAUGGUUUUCAACAGCAUGAUUCUCAAGAACUACUUAGUUUUCUUCUGGAUGGUCUUCAUGAAGACUUGAACAGGGUUCAUAAUAAACCAUAUGUGGAAUUGAAAGACAGUGAUGGUAGACCAGAUUUAGUUGUAGCUAGAGAGGCAUGGGAGAAUCAUGUGUUACGCAACCAGUCUAUCAUUGUCGAUUUAUUUCAUGGACAGUUAAAAUCACAGGUUCGAUGUCAGGAAUGUAGUCAUAUUAGUGUCCGCUUUGAUCCAUUUACAACUCUCUCACUACCUCUUCCUAUGGAUUCGUGUAUUCAUUGUGAAAUCAUAGUGUAUACAUUAGAUGGAUCAGUACCUAUCAAAUAUGGCUUGCGUUUAAAUAUGGAUGAGAAAUAUAAAACAUUAAAGAAAGAAUUAAGUGGAUUAACUAAUAUUCCACCUGAAUGUUUAUUAUUGGUGGAAGUAAUGGGGCCUAUAGUAAAGACCUUGCCACAAGAUAACCAGAAGAUGCGAUCACUGCUUGGUGGUAAUCUAUAUGCAUAUGAAUUACCCGCCCCUCCUGAGAUACAGGCGAUAACAGCAGAAGAAGAAAGAAAUGGGGCUGUUAAAGAAAGUAUUGGUUUAAGUGAAAUACAGAGAGGCCUGACGUCAAAGAGAUCAACAGCAAAUGGCAGUUUACCAAAUGGCCAACCUCCAGAAUUAGAAAAUUCUCCAGCACACAUGAACUUGGGUAAUUUGACUGGAUCACCCAGCCACUCUCGUAGCCCUAGUAACAUCAGUGGUAUGGUGGAUAGUAUGAGUAAAUCUGGUACAGAACUGUUUGAUGGAUUUGUAAUCGGUGUUCACCGGAAAAUGAUUCUUAUGGAUGUGUACUUCCUCUCAUCGCAAAAAACAAGACCAAGUUUGUUUGGAACACCCAUCAUUAUCCCAUGUCGAGAAAAGACAGCUAAUCAAGAUUUGUAUCAUUUUGUAUGGGCACAAGUUGCUAGAUUAGUGAGUCCUCUACCACCUUCUGAGCAAAAGACAGCAAACCAUGCACAAGACUGUGAUGAUAGCUUAGGCUAUGAAUAUCCGUUUACACUGAAAGUUGUGCAGAAAGAUGGUUUUACUUGUGCUAAAUGUCCAUGGUAUAGGUUUUGUCGUGGAUGUAAGAUAGAAUGUAAUAGUAGUUUAUUUAAUAGUGCUGGAUCGUUUGUGGCCAUUGAUUGGGAACCCACAGCUUUACAUCUCCGAUAUCAAACAACUCAGGAACGGUUUUAUGAAGAACACGGUAGCGUUGAAGAAAGUCGAAGAAAGCAAACCGAACCUAUAGAUUUAGACACAUGUUUACAGGCAUUUACGAAAGAGGAAGAACUUGGAGAAGAUGAAUUAUAUUAUUGCUCGAAAUGUAAAAAACAUUGCUUAGCUUGUAAAAAACUAGAUAUCUGGAGACUGCCACCCGUACUUAUUAUAAAUUUAAAACGAUUCCAGUUUUUAAACGGAAGAUGGGUUAAAUCUCAUAAGAUUGUUAAAUUUCCAUUUAAAGACUUUGAUCCAACACAUUAUCUAGCUCAGAGGCCACCAAAUCCUCAAAAUUGUAUCAGUUCAAGCGACCAAUCAAAGAAUUCCUUACAUUCCUCAACACCCAAUGGCACCACAGUUUGUAAAUCUGAUGGCAUAAAAUCAGAUUUAAAAGAAGUGAGUUUAGUAGGAGAUGAUGAUACAGAAGAUUAUACAGACGCUAGAUAUGAUCUUUAUGCUUUGUCGUGUCAUACUGGUAUUCUGGGAGGAGGUCAUUAUGUUGCCUAUGCAAAAAAUCCCAAUAAAAAUUGGUACUGUUAUAAUGACAGUAGUUGUAAGGAAAUGCAAGAAAGUCAAGUAGAUACAAAUUCGGCCUACAUUCUUUUUUACGAACGACAUAAUCUAGAUUAUAAUAAAUUUAUGCCAGAUGUAACAGGAAAGGAACCUGACACUUCGGAAAUAGAUGAUGAAUUUGAAUCCGAUUUGAAAAAGAUGUGCGUUGUUCAGUAGUGACUAUGAUCGUAUGUUGUAUCAUUUUUUUUAAUCAUUUUCAAUUGUUUGUAAAUACUUGUAAAUAUGGUAUGUAAGUAUAUAUAUACUAUAGCGAGUGAGUCAGAUUAUUAAUUGUUUUUGCUAAAUAUUCUAAGUUUUACCAUUUGUUUUUGUUUCUUAAUGAUUUGUAUUAUAUUCAAUGUACAUGAAAUUUA